AUGGAGGGAGUGGGGUCUCGGCUGGGCCGGGCUUCGUCUCGGUACGGCCCAACAGCGACGGCCACUGUUUUCAAUGGCCCCGUCAGGAAGUGGAAGAGGAAGUGGGUCCACGUGUCCCCUUCUCCCACCAUCAAUUACCGCAACAACAACCACUCCAACGGCCAUAACGACAACAACAACGGCUCCCGCCUCCUCCUCUGUCGGUGGACCCCACUAUCCCCCGCCGCCGCCAGCGGCACCACCACGUCCUCCUCCUCCGAGGAUCCACCUAAACGCAAAUUCCGAUACACCCCAAUUGCUGUACUAGAGGAACGCAGCAAGGUAGAAAAGAAGGUUGAACAAGAAGAUGAGAAGCAGUUGGUAGGGUGGCAAACUGCGAAGGAAGAUGACCAAAUUGUUGGAGAUGAUUUCCAGGACUCAGACAUGAGCCCUUUGGAUUUGGAUUUGUGCUUGAAAGGCCGCAACAGUGAGCUUGACUCUGUUGGCCAAAGCAAAGAGGAUCAAGUGAAGAAAGCAAGCUCAGGUGGAUUUUGGACGAGUGGUUGA
Dovyalis caffra is the source of this 546-nucleotide messenger RNA. Lineage: Eukaryota; Viridiplantae; Streptophyta; Magnoliopsida; Malpighiales; Salicaceae. The record is from the annotation of a GenBank genome assembly.